UCAAAUAUUAAAUCUGUACUGAGUAAUUGUAUUCGACGACCAUUUCCUGUUGGCGAAGAUGCAUCAAUAAUAUUUUUGUCUAUUUAUCGCUCGAUGUUGAUCGAUUACGAAAUGCUGUCAGUCGUACACUCUCAUUGUGGCCAAUUUUAACUGGUCGUAUUCUUGUUGGUAAUGAUGAUCAAUAUUUGAUUGAAUUUACCGACAAUUCUAUUCCAUUUACUUAUACUGAAAAUGAUCAUCUUGAACGAUGGCCAGAGCUUCCUGUUGUCGUUGAUGAUAUGACAUUCAUUCAACCAUUUAUUGAUUCAGUUCAAUAUAAACCUGAAGUUACCCAUUUUUGA
Messenger RNA from Rotaria sp. Silwood2, 341 nucleotides. NCBI's taxonomy places the organism in Eukaryota, Metazoa, Rotifera, Eurotatoria, Philodinida, Philodinidae. The record is from the annotation of a GenBank genome assembly.